Messenger RNA from Oryza brachyantha (malo sina), 2192 nucleotides. RefSeq lists its product as uncharacterized. Gene Ontology annotation, biological process: UDP biosynthetic process. The record is from RefSeq and is a predicted model, not a curated record. The coding region runs from base 261 to 1832 and encodes 523 amino acids. Gene Ontology annotation, molecular function: UMP kinase activity. Gene Ontology annotation, cellular component: cytoplasm. NCBI's taxonomy places the organism in Eukaryota, Viridiplantae, Streptophyta, Magnoliopsida, Poales, Poaceae. The transcript is spliced from 7 exons.
GUGAGUGACGGAGCCGUGAGCGGUCCGUGACGCCCCUUCCGCCGCCGGCACGAUCCCCCGUAACCCGAGCGCGGCGGCGCUCGCCACCUCACCGCCCCCGGCCGCGCGGGGCGGGGGCGUAACGUCGUCACCUCACCCCCACCCUAACGCCAACGCCGCCGCCCGCUGGCCCCGCCGCUGCCGCCGCUGCCGCCGCCGUGGCUGGGGAGCGGAGCCCGCGCGCGGCGUAGCCCUAACGCCGCCACGGGGGACGGCCAUCCAUGGCCUCCUGCGACGACGACUUCGGCCUCCUCGCUGACGACGCCCACGGCCCCGCAGUCCCCGAGGCGGCCGCGUCGUCGCAGGCCGCGCCCCCGCCGCCGCCGCCGCAUCAGCAGCAGCAGGGCCAGGCCUUCGGCUUCGGCGAUGCGGCCGCUGGCCCCUUCGCUCCGGGCCAGGAGGAGGGGAACAGCCACAGCGCGGAGCGAGGGAAGGCGGCGGCGCACCACUCCUCCUCCAAGCGGGGGAGGGACCGCGCGGAGGAGUUCAGCGAUGGGGGCGAGUACUGUUCCUACAUCAACAGCGGUGGAGGUGGCGGCGGCGGCGGGGGAAAGAAGGGCCGGGGCGGGGGAGGUGGUGCGGGUGCGGGUGCGGGUGGUUCGUCGGAGUACCGGAAGGACCGGGAGGAGUGGACUGACGGCGCCAUCAGCAGCCUCCUCGACUCCUACACGGAUCGGUUCGAGCAGCUCAACCGCGGAAACCUACGGGGGCGGGACUGGGAGGACGUCGCCGCCGCCGUGACGGACGGGCAGGGCAAGGGCAGCGGGGGCAAGAGCGUGGAGCAAUGCAAAAACAAGAUCGACAACCUCAAGAAGCGGUACAAGGUGGAGUGCCAGCGGCUGGCCGGCUCCGGGACCUCUGCCGCCAGCCACUGGCCCUGGUUCAAGAAGAUGGAGCAGAUCGUGGGCAACUCGUCUUCUCCCGCUUCCUCCAAGGCGCCGGUAAUCUCCGACGACGACAAGUCACGGCAACAGCAGCAGAACAGCAGCAAAAGGUAUGCUCCUUCUGGCAGUGGCACUCCCACCUUGGGCGGCGGCUCCAGAUUGGCCCCUCUAUCAAAUCCAAAAUGGAAGAGGGUCCUUCUCAAGAUUGGGGGCACAGCAUUGGCUGGAGCGCCUCCUCAAAAUGUUGAUCCUAAGAUAAUUAUGCUGAUUGCCCGAGAAGUUCAAGUAGCAUGCCGCCAUGGCGUUGAGGUGUCAAUUGUUGUGGGAGGUCGGAAUAUAUUCUGCGGCGACACUUGGGUUUCUGCAACGGGCACUGAUAGAGCUUCGACAUACCCAAUUGGAAUGAUGGCAUCAGUGAUGAAUGCUGUAUUGCUCCAAGCAUCACUAGAAAAGAUAGGUGUGGAGACACGAGUCCAGACUGCACUGAUGAUGCAAGAAGUUGCAGAGCCAUACAUAAGGCGACGAGCCAUACGCCAUCUUGAAAAAGGAAGGGUCGUUAUCUUUGGCGGAAUUGGUGCUGGCAAUGGAAAUCCACUUUUCACAACAGAUACAGCUGCUGCCUUGAGAGCUUCUGAAAUCAAUGCAGAUGUUGUACUUAAAGGUACUGCUGGAGAUGACGAUUAUGGUUGCCCUCCUAGGAGCAACAGCAAUCCACAGUUUGAGCACAUCUCAUUUAGGGAGUUAGCGGCUAGAGGAAUUAGCAGAAUGGAUAUGACAGCGAUUACAUGUUGUCAGGAGAAUAAUAUUCCUGUUGUCAUCUUCAACAUGUUAGAGCCUGGUAAUAUUUCCAAAGCAAUUUGUGGAGAUCAAGUAGGUACAUUAGUUGACCAAUCAGGAAGGAUUACCUAAACUUUGAGGUUAGCUGCAGUAUAGCGGGUCAUGCCCAUAUUAUGGGGGUAGCAUGCAUAUUCGUUGAUUUUUGUGGAUGCGAGAGUGGGCAUGUUCCUUGACAGAAGGCUCCCACCUUGAUUUGCCUGGGAUGCUUGUUGUGUACUAUCUAUUCAAUUCCAAUUCUCUACAACGAGAAAACAGAGUAUCCGGUAGUAUCCUUUUGUAAUGUGAUAAGUAGAUUAGAUUAGUUUGAUGGGCAUGUAUCCUUGUAUAAAUUGGUUCGCUGGUAACCGCAUCAAAGUAGUGUUGUAACCUUGUAAACACUGUUUGAAUUUAGUGUUGUAUUCUGAAAUAAUAUUUACUUCUCAUGUUCUCAUC